GCGCAGCCUGGGAGCGGGGCUUUGGAGGUCAAUGGGCGCCUUACACAGAAGCCUUUAGAUAGAGGUGGGAUCUUUCGGAGGCAAGGGGAGCGAUGUCACUAGAGCAACACAAAAAUUCCCCCAAAGUUCUCCAUUUAUGAUGAGAAUCUGUUAGAAUCGAUUUCUGAUGUUCCAAAUGGAUCUUGUGAAGAAGAACACUUUUCUAUUGAACGGAUUUUCCCUCCACAACAAGACAUAGUUUCUGAGGAUUAGUGAAUGAUUUACGUGUCUAUUUCAAGAAGAUUUUCUUUCUUUCUUUUAAAAAAAAUAAGACUACUGUCCUAUAUUUAGUAAAAUACUCAGAAGGUUGGAGAAAUGGCUUUCAAAGUAAGUUUGUAUGAGCUGGUGGACAUUUCCAUAGGCACUCCGGAGGUUGGUGUUGUCAAUUUCAAUUCCCUUCAUACCUUCCUCCAUGCCCUCCUCAGACAUCUUAAAGUUGAGGAUAUUUUAACUGAGAUUAAGCAGGAGUGGCAGCCACCCCCAACCUCUGAAUCUGGGAAAGUGCCGUCUGCUGAGGAUGUGACUAAACUGGGAGAUAAUCGACUGGCUAACUUGGAAAAGAAACUAAAGCAGCUGGAGCAUAACCUUCAGGGUGUGGAGGACCAGGUCCGGGGUGUGGAAGAUCAGGUUCAAGGGGUGCAAGACAGCGUCCAUGGGAUGGGUAAAAAAGUGAAAGGGUUCCAGAAACAAGUCAGUAGUAUGGACAGGCCUUCAGCGACAGAGUUGAUUGAGAAGACCAGGAGUGGCAGUGACACUGCGGUGGCUGACAUGUGGCGACUGAUGCAGUUGCAGAAAAAGGUGGAAGCCAAUGAGGAAGGCCUCACACAGGCCUUGUCUUUAUUACAGGACCUAUUGAAUGAGACAGGCAACAUGAAAUCAAAUACAGCCAACUUGGAGGAGGAUAUACAAAGAAUCAAGGAUCACUUAGCUUUGAUAGACCCCCAGGCAUUUGACGAUCGGCUACAGUCUUGCUUAAGUGAUCAGACGAGUUUGGAUCAUGAGCUGAAAGAUUUAGAGAAAAAGCUAAACCAAUUUCCUUCUCCGGAGGAAAUGAACAAUAUGGUACGCUGGGAAGUUCUAGAGGAUGUCCUUUUAAGAGGCAAGAGGAGCCCGAGUCCGGAGACCAGUCCAGUCCAGCACUCCCCAACCUCUAGUACAGGCUCUCCUCAAGAUGGCAAGACCCCUGGUGCAUCUAGAAGAGAAGGAGCACCAGGAGGCAUACCAGCUGCUAUCCCAGGAGUUCAGCCAGGAGGCCAGCCUGGCAUUGCUGGAGUUGAAGGGGCCCAAGUGGGAGCAGCCGGUGGUCCAGGAGCUGUGCCUGGGGCACAUCCAGGAGCUGCUUAUCCUGGGGCCCAGCCUGGCUACCCCAUGUUUCAACCAGGGGCACCUGGGGCCCAGACACCCUACCCUGGAGAACCCGGGUCCCAGCCUGGAGCUCCUGGAGCCCAGGGACCCUAUCCUGGAGCUCCUGGAGCCUACCCAGGAGGUCCUGGAGCCCAGGCACCCUAUCCUGGAGCUCCCGGAGCCUAUCCUGGAGCUCCUGGAGCCUACCCAGGAGGUCCUGGAGCCCAGGCACCCUAUCCUGGAGCUCCCGGAGCCUAUCCUGGAGCUCCUGGAGCCUACCCAGGAGGUCCUGGAGCUCAGGCACCCUAUCCUGGAGCUCCUGGAGCCUAUCCUGGAGCUCCCGGAGCCUAUCCUGGAGCUCCUGGAGCCCAGGCACCCUAUCCUGGAGCUCCUGGAGCCUACCCAGGAGGUCCUGGAGCCCAGGCACCCUAUCCUGGAGUUCUUGGAGCCUACCCAGGAGGUCCUGGAGCCCAGGCACCCUAUCCUGGAGCUCCUGGAGCAUACCCUGGAGGUCCUGGAGCCCAGGCACCCUAUCCUGGAGCUCCUGGAGCCUACCCAGGAGGUCCUGGAGCCCAGGCACCCUAUCCUGGAGCUCCUGAAGCCUACCCAGGAGGUCCUGGAGCCCAGGCACCCUAUCCUGGAGCUCCCGGGGCCCAACCUGGAGCUCCUGGGGCCCAGGCACCCUAUCCUGGAGCUCCUGGAGCCUACCCAGGAGGUCCUGGAGCCCAGGCACCCUAUCCUGGAGCUCCCGGGGCCCAGCCUGGAGCUCCUGGGGCCCAGGCACCCUAUCCUGGAGCUCCUGGAGCCUACCCAGGAGGUCCUGGGGUCCAGGUACCCUAUCCUGGAGCUCCCGGGGCCCAGCCUGGAGUUCCCGGGGCCCAGCCUGGAGCUCCCGGGGCCCAGCCUGGAGCUCCUGGGGGCCAACCUGAAGCUCCUGGAGCCUACCCAGGAGGUCCUGGAGUCCAGGCACCCUAUCCUGGAGCUCCCGGGGCCCAGCCUGGAGCUCCCGGGGCCCAGCCUGGAGCUCCCGGGGCCCAGCCUGGAGCUCCCGGGGCCCAGCCUGCAGUUCCCGGGGCCCAGCCUGGUGCUCCCGGGGCCCAGCCUGGAGCUCCUGGGGCCCAACCUGAGGGUCCUGGAGCUUACCCUGGAGCUCCUGGACCUUACCUAGGAGCUCCUGGACCUUACCCAGGAGCUCCUGGAGUUCAGGCACCCUAUCCUGGAGCUCCCUGGACCCAACCUGGGGCUCCUGGAGUUCAGACACCUUAUCCUGGAGCUCCCGGGGCCCAGCCUGGGGCUUUGGCACCACAACGUGUAGAGCAAGCUGAAGUUCCUGGAGCUCAUCCUGGAAUUCCUGGGGGCGAGACAGUUUACCCUGGAGGCCCACCUGGAGUUUCUGGACUUGCCUAUCCUGGUGCCCCUGGGGCUCAACCAGGUAUUCCUGGGUUCCAGGAAGGAUAUCGUGAUGCCCAGCCUGGGGCUCCUGGAGUACCGACAUACUACCCUGGUGCCCGUGAAGCAUAUCUUGCAGGCCAGUAUGGAGCUCCCUGGCAUCCUUCACCUGUCACACAGUUUCCAGGGCUGCUGACAGUGCCAUCGGGGCCUUCUUUAGGCGCUACACCCCCAGCAUCGCCAGCAUUAACUUCAGAGUCUGUCGUAUCUGGAUCCUCUUUGGCCCCAGCUCGUUAUGCUGAGACUGUGGAUGCCCUUCGCCAGCUGGCCCAGCUGAACAGCCUCUGGUAUUCUUUAAGAGACCGGAUCAACAUGCUGGAACAAUACAAGGUUAAUUAUUCUGAUCUUCAGAGGCUGCAAGACUUCCUCACCCGUGCAGUUGAUAACACCAUGGCCAGAAUCCCACCCAACCUUCAGGAACAGCUCGCUGAACUGAAGUCCAUGGAAGAACAAGUGAAAGAUGAAAAAGAGAAGGUGAACAAGAUUCAGAGAAUUGUUGAAGGAGAUCUGGCAGCAGCAGUGUCAAUGCCAAUCCCAGAGAUGGCAGAGGAGGGAGCUGGUCAGAUCAACAUGCAGAUAGGUUAUCUCAGAGCAACGGUGCAGGAGAUAGAAAAAGAACUAAAGGAGCUGAGAGAGAAGCAGGAUAAGGGCAAAGUAACCCUGGAGCAAUCAGUGACCGACACGGCCCUCGACCUACAAGAACAGUUAGACAAGGUUAGAUCGGUGAUAGAGAACAUGAUGGCCUCCUCGUCCACCUUGCUGUCCAUGAGCGUGCCACCUGCCCUGUCCAUGAGCGUGCCACCUGCCCUGGAACCUGGGGUAACUGCUCAGGUGGCUCAGGUCCAGCAGAGCACGUGUGCAGCUUGCAGCUUAGAUGUCAGUGAGAAGGUUAGCCAGCUGUUCAAGCGCUAUGAGCAGCUGCAGGACUCAAUAAACAGAUUCAUGCUGAGGCAGGUAGAAGGCAAAUCGACCAAGAAACCCAAGGAGCGGCAGGAAGAAGAGAUGCUGAGCAACAUUCAAAGUACCAUCCUGCAAAUCCAGGAAGAUUGUGAGAAGCUAAACAAUACAACAGGCACUCUUGUAGAUGAUCAUCGUCAGAAGCAGAAAGAGAUCGGUAUGUUGUUCAAGUCCCUGGAGAAGCUGGAAAAAAAUAAAGCUGACAAAGAUCGCCUGGUGAUGGAGAUUGAUGUGAAAGCAGAUAAGUCAGCCCUGGCUGCAAAGGUCAGCCGCACCCAGUUUGAUGCCACCACAGAGCAGCUGCAUAAGAUGAUGCAAGAGCUGCUAAACAAGAUGGCUGGGCAAGAGCAAGACUGGCAGAAGAUGCUUGACAAACUGUUGAUAGAAAUGGACUCCAAGUUGGACCGCUUGGAACUGGAUCCAUUCCGACAGCAGCUGGAGGAGCGAUGGAAGAACAUCCGGAAAGAGCUGAAGGAGAGGGUGCCACAAGAUGAAGGUGAUGAAGCUGCUGGGAUCCGGAGGCAACUGCUGGCUCAUUUCCACUGCAUUUCUUGUGACCGGCCUUUGGAAAUGGUGGUGCCUGGCCCGCACAUCCCAUCACUGCCUGCCAUUCCAGGUCUACCUGCUCACCCAUCCCUCCGGCCACAUUUGGUGUAUGAAAUGGAACAAAUACGUCAAAUCAGCCGCAAUCUGAUGUUAGGACCUGGUGCUCGCUUUGACGCGUUAGAGAAGGCUGCGAGUCUCAACAAGCUACGGCACAUCCAUUCCAAGAUGCUCAUGGAGAUCCAGAAGGUGCAGAGCCAUUAUGGUGGAACCCCGAAGGUCAACAUUCAGAUGAUCAGGGAUUUACUGCAGGCCCAGUGUCUGGGGUCCAGCCAGUAUAGCAAACGUGACAAAACUCCUGAGAUGACCGACUACAGCUACAUAAGUGUGCCUCGUCACUGUGGAGGCAGCCACACCCUCACGUACCCCUACAGGCGCAGUGGCCGACUGCAGCAGUUAGCCCAGUGUAUGGCUCCAAUGCAUCCUGAGGAAAAUGCCCUGGUUUCAAUGAUGAAGCAUGAAGAAGUGGAUAUACUGGGCCUGGAUGGUCAUAUCUACAAGGGACGGAUGGAAACGCAGCUCCCAUACAUUACACCGAAGGAAAAUGCUCCAAGACUGAGAAACAAGCUAAUUCGAUCCUCCUCCCAAAAGCAUCAACCAACACUCCCCGACAUCACCAACCUCCCAGUCCGUCCUCAUAGUGCCAAAGUGUCCUUGCGCAGCUCGUCAGCUAAGUCACAAGGUGAGAAGUCCAUGAAGUCUGAAAGGGUCCCUGGAGACCCCAGCAUACAGGACAGAGAAACACUAGAGCUACGUGUGCAAAUUCUCUCGCGCCCAGGAUCAGAUCAACAAUCGACUUAGGCUGAGCGGCUCCUGCCUUGUGCCUCCAUGACAAAAUAGUUCUUAGAGACGACAGCCAGACAAAUAAAAAGUGAACAAAACAGAAGACUGUGCAAAACGGUUGCUGCUGCAGGAUCGAAGCCAUCUUAUACUCUGUGUAUCCAGGAGGCAGCAACCCCUGCCUCUGCCAUGGAGUGAUAUUUCUUAGGGGAGAGGAACAUGGUGGACUAACUCUCCCUUCUGCAGAAACAAAUGCUUCUGGGAUCCGGCAGGUCAUUCAUUCUGUUUGUCCGAGAAAAUUUAUUAGUUAAUACAAAACCCUGUGUUUAAACUGUAUAAAGAGCAAAUGUGCUGA
Sphaerodactylus townsendi is the source of this 5527-nucleotide messenger RNA. It is a transcript of the gene QRICH2, whose product is annotated as glutamine rich 2. The record is from RefSeq and is a predicted model, not a curated record. The coding region runs from base 355 to 5193 and encodes 1612 amino acids. The transcript has 20 exons. NCBI's taxonomy places the organism in Eukaryota, Metazoa, Chordata, Lepidosauria, Squamata, Sphaerodactylidae.